AUCUCGCGAGAUGUCAUUAUCGUCGCGUGAUGUAAGAUGGACGACAGAUUCAGGAACUUCGCAAAAAUUUAUAAAUAAUGAUGCAUAGUUAUGAUACGUGUUAUGUAUAGAAUUAACUUAUAAAUCAAAAUGGGAGGCAAGGAAUCUAAGCUUCAGUACUUUCCUUUCGAGGAGGCAUGCAGACGGAUGAAGGAGACAGAACUUAAACGAUCCAAAGAUGCCUUCAAAAGGGUGGCCACUCUUGGGGGUCAAAUGUCGGACAUCGUUUUCUGUCGAGAAGUCUUAGGGGAAGGAGUCCCUCCAGGGAUUGCUAAUCUUCUGUACAGAGGAUUUGGAGGCACCUCUAAAGGGCUUUCUCUGAAGGACUUAUUGUGUGGGCUCGUUAUUCUCACCAAAGGCUCUGUGGAGGAGAAAAUAAAAUUCCUGUUUGGGAUGUAUGCUGAUGACAGUUACUCCUUCGUACAGAAGGAGGAAAUGGACCGAUUGGUUCUGGAGUCUGAGGGACAGGUCUCCAGUGCUCUGUCUGACCUCUUUAUGGAGAAUGAUCAGGUGACCUUUGAUUAUUUUCGACUGUGGGUGAAAGCUCACCCCGAUGCCACAGAAAUGACAAAAUGGCUGUUGAUGGAACCCAUGACGGUCAGUCUCUCGGACGACACAGACACACCCACUUUCUAUCAAACUCUGGCUGGGGUCACACACUUGGAAGAGACGGAUAUUAGUGAACUAGAGAAAAGAUACUGGGCUCUGAAGUCGCAAUCCAAAAGUGGAAAAUUUGACCUUGACACAUUCAAGGCCAUGGUUUGUCCACCAGUGCCAGAGGCUGUUUGUGAAAGCCUUUUCCACGCAUUUGAUGAAAACAGAGAUAAUCACAUAGAUUUUAAAGAGAUGGCUUGCGGAAUUUCAGCUUGCUGUAGAGGACCAGGAACUGAAAGACAAAAAUUUUGCUUUAAAGUGUUUGAUAUGAACCAUGAUGGCAAGCUGUGUGAGAGGGAACUAGUACAGAUGGUCAAGGCUUUACUGAGAAUACGAGAGGAGAACCAACCAACAAACACAAUGGAGUGUGAUCCUUUCUAUAACAUGGACCCAGAACUUGUAGCAAAAGAGAUUCUAGCGAGUCAUGAUGGAGACAAGGAUGGGUGUCUAACUCAGGCAGAAUAUUUAGUGUGGACAGUCAACAACACGCUGGCAGAUAAUUUCCUAGAUUUACUCAGUCAGAUAUGCCAUUUGGUUAUGGGCCUUAAACCUCAAACAAAAGAAGAGGAAGGGGAGAUAAUCAAGCAGUGGCUCCAGAGAGAAUCCAAGAAGAGUUUUGAGAUAGGUCAGGUAUGGUACCUGAUCAGCAUGACAUGGUGGAAUUCCUGGAUUGAAUACGUCCAACCACCGGUCCAAUUGUUAAAUGGCAGAUUAGAUAGUGGAGAACAGGUCAGAAUGAAUGGAACAGAGGCUAUGCACAAAAUAACCAAAAGCAAGCAUGCCUCAAAAGCUCUACCCUGGGAUGAUGACUCAGUUAUAAUUGUGAAUAUGAUAACAAAGGGAAAGAACUCUGAAUACAACACUUCAAUCAAUGGCAGUUUCAAAUCCAGCACAAUUCCACAAAGGUCCCAGUCUGCUUGCAGUAGUCCAAUUAAGACUUGUCUUUCUGCCUCAGACUCUAAUGGACUCACAAGUGUUAGUCCAGGCCCCUCCCCAAAGCUCCGCAAAAAAGGACUUCAGCAGACGAAUUCUCAUCCUGUGAAACCUGGGCCUAUUGAUAACACCAACCUUAUUACUCCUAACAAUUCAAAGGUAAUAAGUCUCACCAAUGAGGGAGGCAGACUACGGAGGGAUACCAUGUUGGUGAGGGGCAAGGAUUUUGAAUUGGUGCCUGAAGUGAUAUGGAGGUCACUGUCAACCUGGUAUGGAGGAAAUAUUGCUCUACCCAGGACAGUGAUUGCCUCCAAAAACAACAAUGGCAGUCCAGAACUGGAGCUGUACCCUGUGACGGUGAAGCUGUUACGACACCAGGUUGUUCCUCAACGUCCCAACCCCACCUCAUUCUCAGGGGUCAUGUCUGGAAUAGGUGGCAUGGCCCUUAGCAUGACAAACUAUGUCUCCAGUGCACCACCUAUUCCAAGGCGCUAUGUUGCUUUUACUGCAACCUUCAGCAAGCAACACACCAUACAGCAAGUGUAUGAAUUUCUCUGUACAAAAGUUCGAUUUAUCAGGGAGGAUAUCAGGCUAUGGAAGAUAGGAAGUAAAGAUGAUAGCAUGACACUCCUAGAAGAUGAAUCUAUGACAGUAGAAGAUUGUGGAAUAGAAGAAAACCAGUCACUAUUGAUAGAGGUUCGAAACAAGGACCUGACAUGGCCUGAAGAAAUGUCUCAGCUGGCAAAAAAUAAAACAUGUCGCAAAGAGCAAGUACCCACCCAGAAGGGAGCUACAGGACUUAACAAUCUAGGAAACACGUGUUUUAUGAAUGCUGCUGUACAGUGUGUGUCGAACACUUGGCCUUUAACUCAGUAUUUUAUUGGAGGGUUACAUCUGUUUGAACUUAACAGGUCUAAUCCUCUAGGGAUGAAGGGACAUAUUGCUCAGAGAUAUGGAGAACUAGUCAAGGAUCUGUGGAGCGGAACCUCCAAAACCAUAGCUCCUCUUAAGCUCCGAUGGACUAUUGGUAAAUACGCACCACGUUUUAAUGGCUUUCAACAACACGACUCUCAGGAAUUACUUAGCUUUCUUUUAGAUGGUCUCCAUGAGGAUCUCAACAGGGUUCAUGUUAAACCUUAUGUAGAACUGAAGGACAGUGAUGGCAGACAGGAUGAAGUGGUGGCUGAGGAGGCAUGGGAAAACCACUUAAGGAGAAACCAGUCCAUAAUCGUUGAUCUCUUUCAUGGCCAACUCAAGUCCCAAGUGCGCUGUAAAGAAUGUGGACACAUGAGUGUCCGUUUUGACCCAUUUAACUACCUCUCUCUCCCCCUUCCAAUGGACAGCUGUAUUCAUCUAGAAGUCAUAGUGACAAGACUGGAUGGAUCAGUACCAGUCAAAUAUGGCAUUCGACUCAAUAUGGAUGAAAAGUACAAAACUUUGAAGAAAGAGCUCAGUAGUCUGACAGGAAUUCCACCUGGACAGAUCCUGUUUGUGGAAAUCAUGGGACCAAUUGUCAAGGCAUUACCACAAGAUAACCACAAAGUGAAGACUCUAAUGGGAGGAGUAUUGUAUGCAUACGAGCUCCCACCUCACGAGGAAAUCAAACCCAUGACAUUGGAGGAGGAGAAAGGAACCGUCCUCAAAAACUCUGUAGGCCUCAAUGAUAUUCAGCGAGGACUAGCCACAAAGAAGAUUCAACAGAAAUUAGAAAAUGGUCCCUCCUCGAUGUCCAACUCUUUAACAGUGGAGGAUAACUCUGCUAACAACACCCCCACACAUUCCCGCCAACCCAGUGAUGUCCCUACAAUGGGGAGUCUCCAGCCCACCCCAGAAAACCCUGCCCCCAAAGCCACUGCUGAACUCUUCUCAGGCUUUGUAAUAGGGGUUCAUAGAAAAAUGAACUUGAUGGAUGUAUACUUCUUGUCCUCACAAAAGGCCCGACCUGGACUGUUUGGGACCCCCAUUAUCCUCCCCUGUGUGGAGGAUACCACCAAUCAGGAUCUCUAUCAGUUUGUGUGGACACAGGUGUCCAGGCUGGUCAGUCCCCUCCCUCCUUCCGAGAUCAAGUCAGCCAACCACGCCCAGGACUGUGAUGACAGUUUGGGAUAUGAGUAUCCCUUCACGCUCAAAGUUGUCAUGAAGGAUGGAUUGUCCUGUGCCUGGUGUCCGUGGUAUAGGUUUUGUAGGGGGUGUAAGUUGGAGUGCAAUGCUGAUGACUUUAACUUUGGAAGUUCAUUUUUGGCUAUAGACUGGGAACCCACAGCGUUACAUUUACGAUACCAGACAGCUUUAGAAAGGUUAUAUGAAGAUCAUGAGAGUGUGGAGGAGAGCAGGAGGAAACAGACAGAGCCCAUUAACUUAGACACCUGUCUACAGGCCUUCACCACUGAGGAGGAACUGGGCGAAGAUGAGCUCUACUACUGCUCCAAGUGUAAAAAGCACUGUCUGGCCUCCAAAAAACUGGACAUCUGGAGGCUGCCACCUAUACUGAUUAUAAACCUAAAAAGAUUCCAGUUUUUAAAUGGCCGAUGGGUGAAGUCACACAAAAUAGUGAACUUUCCUGUAGAGAAAUUUGACCCCUCAAAUUACGUAGCUCCUCGAGCACCAUUGAGUGUUAGUGAACAAUCAGUGAAUUGUGUGUGUCAGAGUAAUAAUUCUGCUGAAGUAGAACAUGUGCCAAAUGGAGACAUUCCAAACCAUAAUGACUUACAGAUGGACAUAGAUAAAGAUAAAAAAGAAUCCAAAGCAUCACCAUGUAAGAAAUGUCAGCUCAUUCAAAACAUUCCAACUGCUGAUGAUCCCAUCAAAUAUGACCUAUCCUCUAUGUCAUGUCACACAGGAAUUCUGGGAGGAGGUCAUUAUGUCUGCUAUGCUAAAAAUCCAAACCAGAAAUGGUACUGCUACAAUGACAGUAGCUGUAAGGAGUGUACAGUAGAGCAGAUGGAUUGUAAUUCAGCAUACAUCUUAUUCUAUGAAAGAGAAAAUAUAGACUUCAGUCAUUUCAUGCCAGAUGUGGACGGUAAAGAGCCCGACCUACAAGAAAUUGACGAUGAGUUCGAGUCUGACCUAAAAAAGGCAUGUGUAAUUCAGUGAUCCUAGGUCAAGGGCAAUUAAGUUAAAGUGUGUGACAAGUCCUUUUUUUUUUGGUGAUUUCUCUGUCUACUAUGUGUAAAGGAACAGCAGGAUUGAAAGUAAAAGAUUUCACAGUGUCUCUUGCUACAGUGCUACAGAAUAUUUUCUAUAAAUGAUUGUUGUUUUUAUUUAUUUAUUUUUUUUAUUUUUAAAAAAAUUUCCCCCCAAUCCUUGUACAACUCCUUGCUGAUAUUGUUUAUUUUUUAUUUUCAAACCAGUGAUACAUGUAUUAUCUACAAAACAUGUAGAUGGUGUUUACCAUUGAUUUCUU
This is a messenger RNA of Saccostrea echinata, 5029 nucleotides long. Its product is annotated as ubiquitin carboxyl-terminal hydrolase 32-like. Gene Ontology annotation, biological process: protein deubiquitination. Gene Ontology annotation, molecular function: calcium ion binding; cysteine-type deubiquitinase activity. The record is from RefSeq and is a predicted model, not a curated record. The coding region runs from base 130 to 4719 and encodes 1529 amino acids. Gene Ontology annotation, cellular component: Golgi apparatus. Lineage: Eukaryota; Metazoa; Mollusca; Bivalvia; Ostreida; Ostreidae. The transcript is spliced from 34 exons.